GGCGGAGACAAGCCUGCGUGUGUUUUACGCCGCGUAACCAUGGUAACAGCAUUGCGGCACACCGUCAACAGCGGUGAAGCGGUCAUUUAAACGUUCAGAAACACGGAACCGGAGGGACAUUUUUCAUCACCACUGAGGUAACCUUGAUACCUUACAGUUCGGCUACUGUUCAGCUGGUUCGGAAAAGGUCAAGAUGUCGAACGAUCUGGCAGGUGUGUGGGAGGUGGCGCUGAGCGACGGAGUUCACAGAAUAGAGUUCGAGCACGGGACAACCACAGGCAAGAGGGUCAUCUACGUUGAUGGAAAGGAGGUUCUUAGACGGGAUUGGAUGUUCAAACUUGUGGGGAAGGAGACGUUCAGCGUGGGCCAGUCAGACACCAAAGCAACCAUCAACAUUGAUGCUGUCAGCGGGUUUGCUUAUGAAUACACCCUGGAGAUCAAUGGAAAAAGCUUGAAGCAAUACAUGGAGAACAGGUCAAAGGUCACCAGCACUUGGCUGCUCAACCUGGACGGCUCUGACUGCAGAGUAGUCCUGGAGAAGGACACAAUGGAUGUGUGGUGCAAUGGAGACAAAAUUGAGACAGCAGGGGAAUUUGUGGACGACGGCACAGAGACGCAUUUCACUCUGGGGGAGCACAACUGCUGUGUGAAGGCUGUAAGCAGCGGGAAGAGGCGAGACGGGAUCAUUCACACCCUGCUGGUGGACGGCACAGAGAUCGCAGAGUGCAUGGAGUGACUGCGCAUCCAGAGGAUGACUGCGCAUCCAGAGGAUCUGGUCAGAAUUCAGGACUGUUUCUCCUGAACAGUGAUAGUGCCGACUGGAAGAACUCUUUUGCCCACUGAAUGUUCUGAAAGUCCUUCUGCGCGGGUAUUUAAUCACCAUAAAGUAGGUGUCUUAAUAGAACUACUGAAAGACAACAGCCACUUUAGAAAUGUCAGCCACUGAAUAACACUCAUAUCUGCAGAGGUUUCAAGGAAACUUGGGUCAUAGAUUCAUAAAUCCUUUUAUCAGCCGUACACCUACAGAUGGGACUUUACCACAUGUGAAAAAGGUCAGGUGUGAUUAUGACUGAAUCAACAGCUAAGCAAUCCCAGUCAACCUCAUUCUUAGACUUUUGUUGUCGUUCCAUGUUGUGUCGUAAAGCUUUACUUACCGGGACUGACUGAGUCCUUGAAUGUAGCAGCACACCAGAGUGCCCUGAUGUCUGUGAGGUAAAAGCUCUGUUGGAUCAGCUGGAGCGGUCGGGGGGGACACCGUGAGAAACUGCUGUAGAUGCAUCGCAUACAAGGGGCCAUUUUUAUGACACUUUUGCAGACAAUCAUUCAGAUGUGUUACUGUUGUAAAGCAGUUGUCCUGCUUUCCAUGGGCCAUGUUGAAGCUUCCUGUUACUGUUCAAUUGUGCUCAUUUUCAUGAAAAUAUUAGUUCUGAUUUUUAAUAUCGGAAA
Molecule: messenger RNA, 1446 nt
Organism: Oryzias melastigma (Indian medaka)
Lineage: Eukaryota; Metazoa; Chordata; Actinopteri; Beloniformes; Adrianichthyidae
Gene: faima
Product: Fas apoptotic inhibitory molecule a
Exons: 5
Coding region: 194-736 (180 amino acids)
Biological process (GO): canonical NF-kappaB signal transduction; positive regulation of neurogenesis; negative regulation of extrinsic apoptotic signaling pathway via death domain receptors
Source: RefSeq, a predicted model, not a curated record